AACCGACACCUUCCUUCAAUCAAAUUAUUAUAAUAUCUCAAAUGCCGUUAUAAUAAACAUCCUGUACACGCCUAUUACCUCGCGCUGCUAACACAAGAAUGGUAUUCCUAACUGUAAGCAUUCCUACGCAUUGCAUGUAUUAAAUCACCUCUACUCAAAUAAGGAUCGACGUUCAAGCUGAACACAUUAACAGCUGAUCGAACGUCACACGGAAAAAGAGUUAACGUCCAAAUCGUGUAGAAUGAUCCUCGCGUCAUUGUCGAUUUUUCGUUACAUCGUAUUGUUGUAUUGAUUACAAGCUCGCAGACAAGGCAUCUGGUGCUUCUGCUUGUGCAUUGUCUAUUGGUGGCAGCAGCUUCAAGUCCAGUGCACUCUAUGUUCAUAGAAUGAUUUGUAUGUAGGUAUAUACUCACUACGUGUACAAACAUACGCACGCACGGUAAGGUCGUUUAUACGCGACGGCCAAUAUUAAGAUCGAAAAUGUCAUAUCCUUGAUUAGGUGACAGUGCUUUUUUGGAAACCGUGUCGUCUCUCUGCUUGGAAAUUUUUGUCAGUGAAACAUUCCGCUGAAAAUAAUGCUACGAUGUCACACUCCAAUAGAAAUACAGGUGCUCAAAGAUCUGCGGUGAUUGAUUAUGAACGUCAAUUCCAAGAAGAUCUGGAACAUGCGCAAGCAUUGAGUUUGGAAAGUCUUGCCUUGGAAAAAUUUAAAUUGCAAAAGCAACGUUCUGAAUUUAGUAAUAUCCAACAAACAUGUAUUCCACACAAUGAUGUGGACAGAAGAAAUAAUAUAAUACAUAGCAAUGUGUCAGAAGCAGAUAGUAUACAGCAAGUUGAAACAUUUCAGUGUAGAAGUCGACCAAGGCCUGGUACAUUUAAUACCAAUCAAUCUAAAAAUGCUGUGAUAUUAGCACCACCACCAGUUCCAUCUAGGAGAAAUUCUACAUCAGCUACAACAAGUCAAGAACAAUCUAUUGAUUUGAUCAAUUUUACAAGUCCAGUGAAGCAAGAUAAUCUAACUGGUUACUGUUCACCUCCACCUCCACUACCCAGGAAAUUAUUGGUAGAACCAAAAUGGGAAACACAUCCCUCUCUACUAAAGAAGCAGGCAAGAAUAUCACGUAGCAGUAGUUCUGCAAGUUAUCGCUCUCGAGACUUUCGAUAUCACUCACUCUCUCCUGGUCCUGGAUCUUCCACUGCACCCUGUACACCUGGGACUCCAAAAAUUAGUCCUAUCAUGUCAAGAUCCAGUAGUAUUAACAGUAAUGUACCUGAUACAACACCACAACCUGCAUGGAAUUCUUGUGAUUUAAAAAAUUAUUUUCUUAUGCAGAUACCUCCGUUACCUAUGAAUUACAGACCAAGUAUUACUCAUUCUGGAUGUGGUGUUCAAAAGCCAGCAUUUGGUACUGAUGAUGAGCAGCUAAGUGUAUUAAAAGUAAUAGAGAAAAAGCCAAAUAAUAAUCUUAUAGAUUUGAGUUCUUUCGAUCAUAUAGAGGAUAAAACGAACGUUCGAGUUAGUGUACUCGAAGCAUUUGAUCCAUUACUUGUUAAGACUGAUGAUCAGGUUGAUAUCGCACAAAGACAAAAAGAUGAGGCACAAUCACAAAUUAAUGGAUCAAUGUAUGAUCCCUUUGAUCCAUUUGAUUACAUGUACAGCACAAAUGAAAGCGUUAAUUCAGAUCCAGUCUAUGUUGCUGUAGAAAAGUCGGCUAAAUCUCCAGCUGUAUCCCCAGCCGCACCACCACCGCUACCUCCUAGAAAUUCGUCUGCUUGGAACACCAUUGAAAGAAGAAGAACUUCGUUAGAUCGAAGACAGAAGCGAAAGACACGCUUAUAUGAAAACGUAACAGUGAGAAAAACUAGAUCAUCGCUUCACGAUUGUGAUUUAAAAGCUUUUCACGAAAUGAUGAAGUCCGUACGAAGUGAUUUUCCAUUUAACGAUCCUAGUACAAAUAUUGGACACGUGAUCAGUCCAAUGAUGGAGAAUUUAUAUCCCAAUGGCACAAGUAUAAAAUUGGUUGUACAUCCGCAAUUAAUAGAUUCUGAUGAUAAUACUCCGUCCAUUUCAUUUACUUGUGACGUAAAUUGUAGCGUUGAACAUGUCAUUCUUAAUGUUGCUUGUUCCUUAGAAGAUGAAGAUACAGUAAAUAUAGAAAAAUAUUGUUUGAGAGUGUGGGGGUUGGCAGAAUAUUUUGCACCUAACACGACUUUAGCUCAAUACGAAUAUAUACAUCAGUGUAUUAAAUUAGAAAAAGACAUUGAAUUAGCUAUUCAGACUAAAGCACAAAUAAAAAGAUGUAUAGCUCGAACGCUUCAGGAUGAUAAUCGUGAUCAAUGUCUUAAAUUGGAAGAUAUUCUUCCAAAUGAACCUUUACAACCUAUUUCGUACGAAACGCUGCUUAUAUUGCUAGAGACCGUGGAAAAUGAAAUGGAACGUGUUGAAACUGCUGCAAUACAAUUGGCAACUACCGAUCAUAGUUCUAGUCUCUUACCGCAACUACAACCCCGCGGUGUUGUUCAAGCGGUAAAAGCAGUCUGUGCUUUAAUGGGAAACAUAGAAACAUUUGAAAUUACAGAAGCGGUCGAUAAUUUCGUGAAUGCAUGUUGUAAGUUCUUACCACAAGUUCACACGACGAAUAUAGAGUGCAAGAAACCUGAAAUUCUGCAUGAAGACGGUGACUAUUCCGUUGUCACGUUACGAACGAAAUUCCCCGACGUGAUAACUUCUCAUUGUCGCAAGAUACGCGAUGCGAUUCAGGAUCUCGUAGAAACUUACUGUCGUGCCUUCAAAGUUGAUUUUGAAUUGAAGAGCAAGGGAGAAUUUCCGUCAAAUACAUUAAUUUCAUCUGAAGAAUUGGACACUGUAUUAGUUCGCGUUGGCGCAUUACAUAGAUUGCCAGGAUCGUGGAAGCACGAUGAUUAUAUUGUAGCAGCUCAAAUAUUUCAUGGAACUAGACCUGUUGGGAAUCCAGUUUUAUCCGAACCUAUGGCCGUCAGUUCCAAUUUUUAUCCUAGAAUUUUAUUUAAUUCAUGGUUGGAAUUUCAUGGAAUAAGUGUAUGUCAGGUUCCAAGGGAAGCUAGAUUAGUGUUAGUUUUAUACGGCCGCACAUUACAACCUACUGAACACGAAUCAAAUUCAUCCGAAGAGAAUACUAUGCACAAAGAAGAAUUAGGUUGGGGAUCAAUACAAUUUUUUGAUUGUGAAGGUGUUAUGAGUCAAGGAAGUUUCUUCUUAUCUCUUUGGCCAGCAAUCGCUGACAAAAGAUUAGGUCCAGCUCCAGCGCCCGGAAUUCAUCCUCAUGGGGAUACACAACCUAUUAUUGGGUUAGAAUUACCUGAUUAUGGAGGAAGGGUACUAUUUCCUACAGAAUUAAGAGAUUAUGAUGUUCAAUCUCUCGACUUUAAUUCAUUGGAUCAAAAUACGCAACAAUUAUUGAUAGACAUCACACAACAGCAUACAUUUUCAAGACCACUUAUCGAAGAAAGAGAAAUUUUAUGGGAGAAACGUCAUUAUCUACAUGACAGGCCUGAAGCGUUGCCUAAAGUUCUUUUAGCUGCCCAUAGUUGGGAUUGGGCAUGCUUGCCUGAUCUCCAUGCAUCCCUUAGAGUUUGGAGUCCUUUGCCUCCGGUUCAAGCGUUACAAUUACUAUUACCUUGCUUUCCGGACAUGAAAGUUAGAGAAAUGGCAGUUGGUUGGAUUCGGGAGCUGAGUAACGAUGAACUUGUAGAUUAUUUACCGCAAUUAUUGCAAGCAUUGAAACACGAAACGUACGAAUCGUCUCCUCUUUCGAGAUUUUUAUUGGAAAGAGCGUUACUUUCAUCGCGGGUGGCUCAUCACAUUUACUGGUUGUUAACGCAAACAUUACCUGGACAGAGUCCUCAGAAUUUUGCUGAAGUUACGCCAGAAGAUGACAAAAAUAUUAGCCACGCGCGCUACCAUAGGAGAUUACAGUUGAUGUUACGAGCGUUACUUGCCGUUAUCGGUGAUGCAUUAAGAAACAGCUUCCUUACACAGCAAUUGCUUGUUAAGAAUUUACAUGAAGUAGCAGAAAAUAUCAAACUAACGAAAGACUCGAUGCGGAUGGAUGCACUUAAAGUUGGUUUACAAAAUAUACACUGUCAGUUAAUGGAGGAUGAUGGCACAUGCUUACCGCUAUCUCCUAGUAAACAAGUGUUUGGAAUAAAUGUACAAAGCUGUUCAUAUUUUCCUUCAUAUACGCUUCCGUUGAAAAUCAACUUCAUUAGUAGCGAUGACGUAAUUUGUCCUGCGAUUUUUAAGGUCGGGGAUGAUUUGCAACAAGAUAUGCUAACCCUUCAAAUGGUUCGUAUUAUGGAUAAACUUUGGUUGAAAGAAGGUCUUGAUCUGAAAAUGGUAACAUUUGCCUGUGUGCCUACUGGUCAUAAGCGUGGAAUGCUAGAAAUGGUUACGAAUGCAGAAACAUUAAGAAAAAUACAAGUUGAAUUCGGCCUAACCGGUUCGUUCAAAGAUCGACCGAUUGCCGAGUGGUUGGCAAAGCAUAAUCCUUCGGAACUCGAAUAUGAAAGGGCCGUAGAAAAUUUCACCGCGUCUUGUGCAGGCUAUAGCGUCGCUACUUACAUUUUAGGAAUUUGUGAUAGACAUAAUGACAAUAUUAUGUUAAAAACGUCGGGUCAUCUGUUCCAUAUUGACUUCGGGAAAUUCUUGGGUGAUGCGCAAAUGUUUGGAAAUUUUAAAAGGGAUAGGACACCGUUUGUAUUAACAUCUGACAUGGCAUACGUUAUAAAUGGUGGUGAUAAACCUUCAGCCAAGUUUCAUCACUUCGUAGAUUUAUGUUGUCAAGCAUUUAAUGUAGUGCGAAAACACGGGAACCUUAUCCUUCAUCUUUUUGGUUUGAUGACUUCUUCUGGUAUACCUGGUGUAACCGUGGAUGCAGUCAGUUAUGUACAAAAAGCUCUUCUUCCUGAACAAACAAAUCCUGAAGCAGCUGCCACGUUUGCCCGAAUGAUAGAAAGUUCACUGAAAAGUUGGUUUACACAGUUCAACUUUUUCUUACAUAAUUUAGCGCAACUACGAUUUUCGGGGGAUCAUAAUGAUGGAGCAUUGUUAUCUUUCAUUCCGCGAACGUAUACAAUGCAACAAGAAGGCCAGUUGACGAGUGUUCAAGUACACGGGUAUCAAAAACGAUAUGACCCGGAAAAAUAUUACAUGUAUAUUUUGCGUAUACAGCGAAAAGGUCACGCAGACCCCACUUAUUUAUUCCGGUCAUAUAAGGAAUUUUGUGAAUUUUAUCAGAAGCUGUGCAUCCAUUUUCCGCUUGCAAAAGUUGCUAGCCUACCUAGUGGAAUGAGCGUUGGAAGGUCUAAUAUAAAACAAGUCGCUGAUAAACGUCGCGCGGAUAUUGAAAAGUUCCUCGUGAGUUUAUUCAAAAUGGCAACAGAAAUUUCACAAAGCGAUUUAGUAUAUACUUUCUUUCAUCCUUUAUUGCGCGAUCAACAAAAUGCCGAUAUUCAUUUACGUAAAGUAAAAGUUGGCAAUUGGUGGGCUGAGAAAAUAGUCAGAGACGAUGUACAAAGUGGACAAAUUAAAAUGUCUCUUCACUAUACUCGUGGAACAUUUUAUGUAAUGGUUCAUCACGCAAGGGGUUUGCCCAAAGUAGCGAACGGACAAGAACCAAAUACAUACGUUAAAGUUUAUCUUAAACCUGACCCAACAAAGAAAACGAAACGUAAAACGAAAGUCGUAAAAAAGAAUUGUCAUCCUUCGUUUAUGGAAAUGUUGGAAUAUAGAAUGUCUCUAGAUGUUAUCAAAGAAAGAACCCUUGAAGCAACAAUAUGGAACCAUGACACUUUACAAGAAAAUGAAUUUCUUGGUGGAAUACGCUUACCACUCGGACGUCUCGACUUGACAACGGAAACAAUCGAAUGGUUUUCAUUAGGAAGUAUUCGAUGAAGGAGUAUUCAUAAGCUUAAGAUGUCGUAAUAUUUAUGGAUAUUAGAUCUACAAAAAUGGAAACCACAAUUUCAUCGCACAAUAUUAACGAUAGCAUUUCUAUAUCAUGCACAUAACAGUGCAAUAAAACGAGUUGUGUCUGUAAAGGAACAACACCGACGCAUGCCUUCACAUUCAGAACACACGCUUCUUAAAACAAGUUAGUUAAUGUCAUAAAGUCUAUUAUAAAACUACAUAUAUUUAACUUAUGUAAUGAUAGGAAACGAGGCAUAUUUCAUAAAGUUAUUCUGCCUUUCCAAGAACUGCCAAAACGUUAAAAGUAAAUUUUUGUUAAUUAAUAAACGAGCGUGAACUUUGCGUAGGGCAUAAUAUUUGGCAAGAAGCGCUAGUAAAUAUACAAUAAUUUUGAUUUAUAAUGGUAAUUCUAUUAGUCGAAGUUUAUAAAAAUGUUUAUUUAUAUUACUUGUACCGAGAACUAUUCUCUAUCGAUUGUAAAUAGAUUUAAAGUACGCUACACUAUUUAAUUGUAGCAGAUUGAAUACAAUGUUUCCUAAAUAGGUAUGAGUUUUAGAAUAUGGACUUAUACACGUAUAUAUUAUAAAUUUUACUCAGAUAUAAGUUAUUUGCCUGUUAUAAUAAGUAAAUCAGGUGACAAAUGACAUUUUUUACUUUCGUAAGGAAAUUUGGAAUUAUAUAUAAGAAUAAUCAAAAUAUCUUUCUACAUACAGUAGUAAAAUUAAUAUAGAGAGAAAUUACGAGUCAGUGUGUAUUAUGAAAUUUUUAUUUUUAUUCAACAAAGGAGAAUGAAAUUAUGUAAAUAUGCUUUUAAACUUAUCGAUACGUUCAUAAUCAUUUUAUAUAUCUAUUGUGAAUAUUUUAACACUACUUUAUUAGGUAAACAGAUAUGAAAUUAUUAUAUCAAAAACGGAGGUUCGCGUUAAUACAUUACCUACAGGUGUGAUUGUUAAGAUAUCGAUUUGAGUUUACAUGUACCUUGUCGUAAUAUUUUUGUAGCAUCUUUACUACACAAAGUUUAUAUUUUUUGAUAUACUUGCAUUACAAGGUGAAUAGUUUUAUGAUCAUAGUUCUUAAUAGAAACGAUGGUAAUAUAAAAUAUAAAAUAACAUGUCUGCUUCA
This is a messenger RNA of Hylaeus anthracinus, 7069 nucleotides long. RefSeq names its product phosphatidylinositol 4-phosphate 3-kinase C2 domain-containing subunit beta (gene Pi3K68D). Gene Ontology annotation, molecular function: phosphatidylinositol binding; 1-phosphatidylinositol-3-kinase activity; 1-phosphatidylinositol-4-phosphate 3-kinase activity. NCBI's taxonomy places the organism in Eukaryota, Metazoa, Arthropoda, Insecta, Hymenoptera, Colletidae. The record is from RefSeq and is a predicted model, not a curated record. Bases 584 to 5932 code for a protein of 1782 amino acids. The transcript is spliced from 26 exons. Gene Ontology annotation, biological process: phosphatidylinositol-mediated signaling; phosphatidylinositol-3-phosphate biosynthetic process; phosphatidylinositol 3-kinase/protein kinase B signal transduction. Gene Ontology annotation, cellular component: cytoplasm; phosphatidylinositol 3-kinase complex; plasma membrane.